This is a messenger RNA of Pygocentrus nattereri (red-bellied piranha), 3246 nucleotides long. RefSeq names its product chromosome 16 C5orf15 homolog (gene c16h5orf15). Bases 191 to 1096 code for a protein of 301 amino acids. The transcript has 3 exons. The record is from RefSeq and is a predicted model, not a curated record. NCBI's taxonomy places the organism in Eukaryota, Metazoa, Chordata, Actinopteri, Characiformes, Serrasalmidae.
UAAGAGGAGGUUUUUCACCUCACAUUUAAACGCUUCUCUCGUUAUUCAAGUUUAUAUUUACGAUGUUGUACACGUACUCUGUUCCUGCGGAUCAGCCCUCCGGCAGGUAGAGAACUGUGUGGUAUUUGAACACGCCUCUCUCACCAGGACAAAACCGGCUCUCACAACACCUCGGCUCAGUUCAGCCAAGAUGGUGGCAGCGAUGAAGAUGGAGCGAAAAUGGUCAUCAGCAGCUUGUUUUAUAGCCACGUUGGCCAUUCUGCAACUUUUGCCUGUUGGGUGGGCUGAGACACCUAACGAUGGAGUUCUUGUGACAUCAGAAGGAGCAAAAGCCACAGACCUGAUCACUGACAACACCACUAUAAGCAGUUCGGUGUCCAACAAAAAUAUGUCGUCAGACCAGAAAUCAAAAGAGGAAGUAAAACCCACUGUGGUUAGUACUCCUGGAAGUGCCAGCACCACUGCAGAAACCAUGCCUAAUGCCCCACCUACAACACCCGCCCCUUCCAAACCAACCAGUGUUCCUGUUAUUGGUUCAGAAGACACUGAGCUGAAGCCAAGUAAGGGGACACCAAGUCCUCAGAAGCCCACUAGCACUCCUGAGGCCAAGCCGGUCAGCCCGAUUGAAUCAGAAAAAACUUUGGUUUUUGAGUCCACUACAUCUCCUGUUGAGAUGGUCACGGAUGACUAUGGUGAUGAUGAUGAUGAUGACAACGAAUACUUGCCUGCAGGUAACCCUGAGCAUGACGAAACUCAAUCAACCAACCAAAACCAAGAGGAUAAUGAUGAUGAUGAUGAUGGGGAGGAGGAAGACGAUCAAGGUUUGCAAAGCAAGAUAGAUGUACAUAUGAAGGACACCACCAUCUACAACACCCAAGAUGAAGACUCUCACUUCUUUUUCCACCUGGUUAUCAUCGCUUUUCUGGUGGCCAUAGUCUACAUCACUUACCACAAUAAGAGAAAGAUCAUGCUUCUGGCUCAGAGUCGGCGCUGGAGAGAAGGCCUUUGCUCCCGCAGUGUGGAAUACCAUCGGCUUGACCAGAAUGUUCAUGAGGCAAUGCCCUCACUAAAGAUGACCAAUGAUUACAUCUUUUAAACAACUGCAAAGCAUGUGAAGAUGAGCCUGCAGACUUUGAAAGAUGUUUCCGAAACAAUUUUGGAACCUUUUGGCUUUUGGGUAAAUGGGUGUGGUGAGUGUAGUUGCCAGGUAGGUUGUGCCCAUGUAAAUAUUUAUUUGAUUAUUCUGCUGAAUAUAAAAUCUGGCUGAUGUCACAUUUGACAACUCGAGUGAUCAUUUCAGUUCAAUUAUAUGAAAAACACCUAGGAGUCCAGUUAUAUAAUCAUAGAACUAAGAUUCUGUUGGAUGUCAUGAUUCUAGCAAUUCAUUCAAGUGUGCUUUGUUUAUAAAGAUUAUCUUAAAAUGAAUUACUUAACGUGGUCUGCACAUGCAUAGAAAUAUUGUCUUAAGCGUUUUUUGGUUGGUUAUUAUUGACUAUCAGUAUCUUUUUAUAUAAUAUGCUUGUUUUGUUCUACAGAAAUCACCAUGUUUUGUUGCUACAAUAUUGAAGGAAACAGAGGAAGAGUCUCAUGCUUUGCUAUGCAGUCUUGGGGCUGGUCCCUUUUGUUAUUUUGUUAUGGCUUCAAUGAAGUCUCUUGCAUUAUACAGUCGUGAUAAUCCUUCAUGGUCAGUAAAAGGCAAAUUUCUUCAAAUAUCGUAAUUUAUGUAGUAAGUGGUCGGCUUAUUGGUUUGGAUAUUUUUCAGUUGUGUUAUGUUACAUUUAAAGUUGCUGCUUAUAAGCGUUGCCAAAUAUGUCGGUUGAUAUAUUCAUAACAUGCAAAUAUGUGCAUAUCGCUAUGAUCAUCUAAAUUGCAAGUAUAGCACAGUCUCUUAAUUGGUAGGACAGUGACAUUUGUGUUUUGGUGCCAUCUGGCUUCAGCAAAAUGGAUUUGAAAUGAAACAAUGGCUUUUACAUUAAAGUGCAUAAAUAUGUUUAAAUUUGGUUUCCUAUUAGUAGAACCUUACAGUAGUCACUACCUUCUUUUUUUUGGGGGGGGGCGGCCCAAAAACGAUUCAGCCAGUUGGCUGCUCCAACCUGCAUGUUGUGCAUGAUCACUUCAUGUACAAGGAAGUCGUUCAGCAUGAGGACUAAACAAGUGCAAACUCUGGUGAAGCAAAAGGAAAAAAAUAAAGAAUGAAUAAUUCAGAAUAUUACAAUCCAAAAUGAUUCAUAACAUUAGAGGAGACAGUUUCCCAUAAUCAAGUCAAGACUAGACCUGGUGAUUGACACUGCACUUUAACUGCUGGGCAGGAUCCAGGAAGUAGGCACAGAUAAAAGAAGCGUCUACAGCUUUUGCUGAAGAGUAGAAUGACCAUAUUUAGACUAAAAAGUGCAUAAAAAGCCUACAGAGGUCCUAAUGGAUGAGAAGAAAAUUAGCCCCACUGGAAUUUUAAAAACUGUGGGAGAAAUAGGAAAUGCUCGUGGUCAAAGCACACUGCCCCAUGUGUGAGGCACUACUAAAGCCACUUAUGUUUUUACGUCCAAGACAUUAAGUAUUCUUGACUGCUGAUGUCUGCCAGCUGACCUGAGCCUGACUUGGCUUACUGUUACUAGGCUGAAAAUUCUGGUGAUGUCUGCAGGUCUCUAAAUUAUUUGCAAAUACCCUCGAAGCUAACAGUCUGUACUUUAGCAUUCAUUGUUUUCAGUCCAGUGUGAUGGAGUACAGAGCCAAACAAUGAUCACUGUCCUGACUCUUACCACACCGCAUAGCACAGUGUACAUGGGCCUUAUUCAUGUGUAUAUAAAACUAUAUAACUGUCUUUGUUGUCUAACAGAAAAUGAUUUAUUUGUCCAUGUUUUUCAUUUUCUUACAUGAUAUGCAGUUGUAGAUUAAAAUGUUGCUGUUGGCUCAGUAGUUACAGAAUCAUUUAUUUGUUCUGUACACAGGCCCAAAAAAUGCAUUCUCUUCAGUCUCUUCAUGCAUGUAACAGUGUAAAAGUAGGUCAUUGGCUGGGGCUGUAGAAAUUCUCCUAAUCUUUGUCAAUAAAACACAAGUGUAAAUGAGUGUAUUAAUUGCCUCUUGUUUUUGUCAUUGACAGUUCAUUAAAUGAAUAGUUUAGACAUGGGGAAAAGGUUUUUUUAUUUGGCAGCUGAAACAAGUUGAUGAACCAUAUUAUUUAGUUCAUUUGUUUUUAUUCUCAUGCCGUUAGGACAGAGAUUGGGAAUAAAAUGAUGAACAUGAAUUUAA